This is a messenger RNA of Pelagomonas calceolata, 1715 nucleotides long. The record is from the annotation of a GenBank genome assembly. Lineage: Eukaryota; Pelagophyceae; Pelagomonadales; Pelagomonadaceae.
CACGCACACCUUGCGGCUACUCACAAACACCGCCGAGAGAGCACCUCCGCAGCACACGGCUUCGGUAAACUCUCCCCAGGCCCCACUGAGCCGCGCCCUGCCUUGGCGCCCGCCACGGUUGCGUAUCAACGAUGACUGGAGUCAGAGCAUCUAAGUAUGCAUCACUGAUGAUGCUCGUCGCCGCAGUAAGCGGCUGGGCGCCGGUGGCCCACCGAAGUGGCAGGCCGCACCCCGCGCGGCCGACGACGCGUCUCGCCGCCAAGCCCCAGGAGCCCGCCGCGGCCAGCCCGCUCGCCGCCCCCAAGGACGACCGCGCCGUCUGGGUCGAGCCCAAGGACUGGGUCCCCGGCGACUUUGAGAGCGACGAGGCCGUGCCUUUAUAUGUGUUAGAUGGCCCCUUGAUCCCGGGCAGUUCGCACGACGUCUCCGUACCCGCGAACGACGCUGGACUAAGCAAGCUCUUCGACGACUUGCUAAGAACGGGCUCGCGCCGCGUCAUCACGACCUGGGGCGUCCGGGCCGAGAACCGGACCUGCCUCGCGCGGUACGGGUGCCAGAUGGAGUUGCAAAAAGUCGAGGACGUCAGGGACGAAUCGCAAGGUAGGCUCCAGUGGCGCUGCCGCCACCAACUGUCUUCAUCUCGUGUUAGAAUUGACAAAGUAGUCGCUAGAUCCGCGGGAGACGCGUCUUACCUACGCUGCGUCGCGUCUGAAUCGGCUGAUGUCGAGACCGACCCGAGUGAAGUCAUCGCCGGCUCGCAAGUACGUGUCAGGACGGGCAAGCACGCUGGUGUGAGCGGUACCGUCGAAGGCGUGGUCAACGGCUGGGUCCGUCUCCGAACUGAUGACGGCGAGGUCCUCGCGAGUCGCGGCCGGAGAAGUGUGGAGGUCGUCGACCUGCCUCAAGAGAAGGAGACCCAGAAGUCGCCGCUGGCCUCGCUACUCAAGACGCUGGAACAGACGACGGGCGAGCUGGGCGAGCUCGUGAAAAGACUCGACGUCCGAACGAAGAAGACGUUACAGGACUCGAUAGGUAUCGAAAAGGUCACGUUCGAAGAAACGGUCACGGAAUUGCCGCUACCUCGAAGAGAAAAGCAGCUGCUCGAGUUAUUGAAGGAAGUCGCGGCCCUGCAAAGAGAAGUGGACGAGGACGUCAGAUUUAACGAAAAGGCCGUAUCACUCUUAGGUGCGGGGCGCGGCGUGGGCGUGGGCACGUUGUGGAACGUCGCCGAGACGUGGCUGGCUUACCUGGAUGGAAGGGCUUCUGGUGUUAGACGUAAGUUGCAUGCCGACCUGCAUGAAAGGUUGUUGGAUUUUCUUCGCUCGACAGGACGAUUGCCGGAGGUCGGCAUGGACGUGGGGGACGCUUCUGCUACAUUAGCUUUAUCUGAAUUACCGCGGGAUUUGAGAGCAGCAUUAACGACGUUGGACGCGCGCGUCGCGGACGACUUGGAGCCCGUGCACGCAGCGAAGCACGAAUUGCAGUCGCUGCUAGAUGCGGAGACGCACGACGCGCGCUGCGACGCCUUCUCGGCCAUUGUUCGGCGCGAGAAGUCGAGGUUAUUGGCGCGGAAGGGCCUGCGCAAACUCUUUGGGGGGCCCGAGGUCGUCGGCGACACGGUCCCUUUACCGGAGGGGUGGAGCGACGGCUUCGCGUCCGAAGAUGACGGUUUAGACGGGCGCAUCGAGUUCCUUUAGUAAGUAUGUACUAACCUA